AUGGAGAGCAACAAGUUAGUUGAAGAAAUGAGGACAGAAAAUGUUGUAAACUGCUUAUACCAACAACCUGACACAAUUUUUAAGCUGAUUUGCUUUCCGUGGGCAGGAAGUGGAUCUAUCCAUUUUGCAAAGUGGGGCAAAAGUUUUCAUCAUUCAAUAGAAGUUUCUUCUAUAAGGCUUCCUGGAAGAGAAAGUCGAUAUAAAGAACCAUUUGCAACAAACUUGGAGCAUGUUAUUGCUGAAAUUUCUAAUGCUUUGCUGCCACUACUCCAAGAUAUACCUUUUGCAUUUUUUGGUCACAGCAUGGGAUCAUAUAUUGCUUAUUUGACAGCUCAACACUUAAAACAAAAUCACGGGUUAGAACCAGUGCAUAUUUUUGUGUCAAGCACAAGUGCUCCACAUAAAAAACCCCAUUUCUACCUUGCAAGUACUACCAGUAUGUCAGAAGAGCAACUGCACCACUUCAUCAUAAAUAUGGGUGGCACUCCUAAGGAGAUUCUUGAAAACAAAGAACUUUUGGAAAUGUUUCUUCCUGUUUUUAAAGCAGAUGUUCGAAUGACAAGCAAUUACACCUUUGUCAAACCAUCAAAGGCUCUUCUCUCUUGUGAUAUUACAUGCUUUUCUGGGACUGAAGAUUUGGUAGAAAUGGAAGGUUGGGAGGACCUAACCAGUGGGAGUGUUGAUAAUUACAGGCUUCCUGGGGAUCACUUUUAUCUCAUUAAGCCUUCCAAUGAGACUUUCAUCAUCAACUAUAUAACCAAAUGCCUGGAAUUGUCACAUUUUGCCUGA
This is a messenger RNA of Gracilinanus agilis (Agile Gracile Mouse Opossum), 789 nucleotides long. It is a transcript of the gene OLAH, whose product is annotated as oleoyl-ACP hydrolase. The record is from RefSeq and is a predicted model, not a curated record. Gene Ontology annotation, biological process: lipid biosynthetic process. NCBI's taxonomy places the organism in Eukaryota, Metazoa, Chordata, Mammalia, Didelphimorphia, Didelphidae. The transcript has 7 exons. The coding region runs from base 1 to 789 and encodes 262 amino acids.